UCGUGUCGGCGGCAGCGGCGGAGGCAGUAGCACGAUGUCGGAGGAGCAGUUCGGCGGGGACGGGGCGGCGGCGGCGGCGGCGGCAACGGCGGCGGGCAGCUCAGCAGGCGAUCAGGAGGGAACCAUGGUGGCGGCGGCGGCGGCGGCGGCAGCGGCGCCGGGGGCAGCGGGCGGCGGAACCGGGGGCGGCACCGCGGCCGGAGGCACCGAAGGAGCCAGCGCCGAGUCGGAGGGGGCGAAGAUCGAUGCCAGUAAGAACGAGGAGGAUGAAGGCCAUUCAAACUCCUCCCCACGACACACUGAAGCAGCGGCGGCACAGCGGGAAGAAUGGAAAAUGUUUAUAGGAGGCCUUAGCUGGGACACUACAAAGAAAGAUCUGAAGGACUACUUCUCCAAAUUUGGUGAAGUUGUAGACUGCACUCUGAAGUUAGAUCCUAUCACAGGGCGAUCGAGGGGCUUUGGCUUUGUGUUAUUUAAAGAGUCGGAGAGUGUAGAUAAGGUCAUGGAUCAGAAAGAACAUAAAUUGAAUGGGAAAGUGAUUGAUCCUAAAAGGGCCAAAGCCAUGAAAACAAAAGAGCCUGUUAAAAAAAUUUUUGUUGGUGGCCUUUCUCCAGAUACACCUGAAGAGAAAAUAAGGGAGUACUUUGGUGGUUUUGGUGAGGUGGAAUCCAUAGAGCUCCCUAUGGACAACAAGACCAAUAAAAGGCGUGGGUUCUGCUUUAUUACCUUUAAGGAAGAAGAACCAGUGAAGAAGAUAAUGGAAAAGAAAUACCACAAUGUUGGUCUUAGUAAAUGUGAAAUAAAAGUAGCCAUGUCGAAGGAACAGUAUCAGCAACAACAACAGUGGGGAUCUAGAGGAGGGUUUGCUGGAAGAGCUCGUGGAAGAGGUGGUGGCCCCAGUCAAAACUGGAACCAGGGAUAUAGUAACUAUUGGAAUCAAGGCUAUGGCAACUAUGGAUAUAACAGCCAAGGUUACGGUGGUUAUGGAGGAUAUGACUACACUGGUUACAACAACUACUAUGGAUAUGGUGAUUAUAGCAACCAGCAGAGUGGUUAUGGGAAAGUAUCCAGGCGAGGUGGUCAUCAAAAUAGCUACAAACCAUACUAAAUUAUUCCAUUUGCAACUUAUCCCCCAGCAGGUGGUGAAGCAGUAUUUUCCAAUUUGAAGAUUCAUUUGAAGGUGGCUCCUGCCACCUGCUUAAUAGCAGUUCAAACUAAAUUUUUUGUAUCAAGUUCCCGAAUGGAAGUAUGACGUUGGGUCCCUCUGAAGUUUAAUUCUGAGUUCUCAUUAAAAGAAAUUUACUUUUCAUUGUUUUAUUUCUUAAUUGCUAUGCUUCAGAAUCAACUUGUGUUUCAUGCCCUCCCCUUCCCCCCAGUAUUGUAGAGCAAGUCUUGUGUUCAAAGCCCAGUGUGACAGUGUCAUGAUGUAGUAGUGUCUUACUGGUUUUUUAAUAAAUCCUUUUGUAUAAAAA
Molecule: messenger RNA, 1472 nt
Organism: Jaculus jaculus (lesser Egyptian jerboa)
Lineage: Eukaryota; Metazoa; Chordata; Mammalia; Rodentia; Dipodidae
Gene: Hnrnpd
Product: heterogeneous nuclear ribonucleoprotein D
Exons: 9
Coding region: 35-1108 (357 amino acids)
Biological process (GO): regulation of gene expression
Cellular component (GO): nucleoplasm
Molecular function (GO): RNA binding
Source: RefSeq, a predicted model, not a curated record